AUGGAGGGACCGCAGGGUUUUACAUACAAAUCAGACGCGGGCCGGAUUGUCACAAGAGGGCUGACAGGACCACAGCGCAAUAAAGACGAGCCGUCCAGCUACAUCUGUACUACCUGUAAGCAGACCUUCACCAGUGCCUGGUUCCUGCUUCAGCACGCCCAGCACACUCACGGCAUCCGCAUCUACCUUGACAACCACCCGGCCAACUGCUCCCUCACCCCUCGCAUGGCUCUGCCUCCCCCUCCGGGGGCGGACGCCCUGCCCCGCUCCCCUCUCCCCACUUUCCUCGGCGACACCAACAACCCGUUCCACCUCCUUCGCAUGGCCGCGCCCUUGCUCAGGGAACCCCCUCCCCCGGGGUACAUGGAGACCCGUCUGCCCGCCACGCCGCCCUUUGUCAGCCCUCCGCCUCCCCCCCGACCGCCCCUGGAGCGGCUGGUCCCAGAGGAAAUGGGGCUGCUCUCGCAGCAUCCCAGUGCCUUUGAGAGGGUGAUGAGAAUGACCCCCAUGGAGCCUCCGUCCAUGGACUUCUCGCGUCGGCUGAGGGAGCUCGCGGGCAACACCACCAACAAUGGCGGGCCCACGCCUCCUCUGUCCCCCAACCGCGUGCCGCCCAUGCACCGUCUGCUGAGCCCCACGCUUUUCCAGCCGGGCGCCAAGCCCCCGGCCUUUCUCACCUACGCCCCUCAGCCUCCCGCCUCUCAGGGGGGGCACGGCUCCUCCAGCCCCCCAGACACACAGAGUCAGAAUCAGGCCCCGGGCAAGGCCAAAUCUUGCGAGUUCUGUGGCAAGAUCUUCAAGUUCCAGAGCAACCUAAUUGUCCACAGACGCAGUCACACAGGUGAGAGGCCGUACAAAUGUCAUCUGUGUGAUCACGCCUGCUCGCAGGCCAGCAAGCUCAAAAGGCACAUGAAGACACAUAUGCACAACAAGUCUGGCGCCAUGAGUGGCUCUCCAGAGCAGGGAAGUAGAGGCGAGGGGGGAGAGGGUGAAGACAAAAAUAGGGAGGGAGAUGUUAGAGGCAUGGGGUUGGAUAAUGAGGAGGAGGAUGAAGAAGAGGAGGAAGAGGAAGAGGAGGAAGAAGAGGAGGAGGAAGAGCUGAGGAAUGGAAGUCGACCAGAUUCCAACUUAAGUGAAGACUCACAGGAAUUCAGCCAGAAUAGAGAAAACGGGCCAAGACAGUCCCCAGACGAGAAGCCCCUGGGCGGGGACAGAAUAAAUGACAGUGGUGGGGUGGGCAUCAUGCAUCCAUACAACCACCUGGACAAUCACCUCAGACUCAACCCUAACAAGCGAAGUUUGGAGAGACAACCUAAUGGAGACAGUGGAGAGAGGGAGGAAGCAGAAAGAGAGAAUGAAAGGGAACCAGGCAGGGAGCGGGAAGAGCAGGGGGAUGUGAGGCCACUGAUGAAUGGCAGGAUCAUUGUAUCUGAAGCUGAGUCUUUUCCUGGUUUGUUCCAGCGCCGGCCUACCCCCAUCACCAGCCCAAGCCCUUCUAACAACAAGAGAAUCAAGAUAGAGAAGGAACAGCUGGACAUUCCCCCAAACAUUCCGCUCAUUUCCCCCGAAAACGUCUACUCUCAGCUGCUAGCCGGCUAUGCUGCUUCCCGCCAUUUCAUCCGCGAGCCUUUCCUGGGAUUCACCGACUCCCGCCAGUCGCCGUUCGCCACCUCCUCCGAGCACUCCUCCUCGGAGACGGGGAGCCUCCGCUUCUCCACCCCGCCGGGGGAGAUGAUGGAGGGCGGCAGCGCCUCGGGGCGCAGCGGGAGCAGCACCCCGCACCUGCUGCGGGGGCCCGGGCCCGGCCGGCCCCCCAGCUCCAAGGAUCGGAGGAACGACACGUGCGAGUACUGCGGCAAGGUGUUCAAGAACUGCAGCAACCUGACGGUGCACCGCCGCAGCCACACGGGCGAGCGGCCGUACAAGUGCGACCUGUGCAGCUACGCCUGCGCCCAGAGCUCCAAGCUGACGCGCCACAUGAAGACCCACGGCCAGUUCGGCAAGGAGGUGUACCGCUGCGACAUAUGCCACAUGCCCUUCAGCGUCUACAGCACGCUGGAGAAACACAUGAAGAAGUGGCACGGGGAACAUUUGAUGGCCAGCGAGGUCAAACUGGAGCAGGCGGACAGAGGUUAA
This is a messenger RNA of Menidia menidia (Atlantic silverside), 2136 nucleotides long. Lineage: Eukaryota; Metazoa; Chordata; Actinopteri; Atheriniformes; Atherinopsidae. The record is from the annotation of a GenBank genome assembly.